Aureococcus anophagefferens is the source of this 864-nucleotide messenger RNA. RefSeq lists its product as hypothetical. Lineage: Eukaryota; Pelagophyceae; Pelagomonadales; Pelagomonadaceae. The coding region runs from base 1 to 864 and encodes 287 amino acids. The transcript has a single exon. Gene Ontology annotation, biological process: peptidyl-L-cysteine S-palmitoylation; protein targeting to membrane. Gene Ontology annotation, cellular component: Golgi apparatus; endoplasmic reticulum. The record is from RefSeq and is a predicted model, not a curated record. Gene Ontology annotation, molecular function: protein-cysteine S-palmitoyltransferase activity.
AUGCCCGUCCUCGUGGAGGAAGAGGACCAGACGCCCAUGCUCGAGAUGGCCGCGCGCGUCGGCGCCGGCGCCGGCGAGAUCACGGAGGUGCCGCCGGCCCUCGGCGGCGCCCUCGACGCGGCGGAGCGCGGCGCCGCCGGCGGCGACGACGACGACGACGACCGGUUGAGCCUGCUGGCCCUCGAGUACGCCGUGGGCACGGGCGUGCCCAGCGACUGGGACGCGGCGGAGCCCGACGCGCCCUGCGGCGAGGACUGCGGCGACGGCGACGGGCCGGUCGCGCGGGGCGCGCGCGCGUGCGCGCGGCGCCUCUGCGCGCGGCUCGGCGCGCGGCGCCUCGGCUACCUCGCCGUGCUCAAGUGGCGCGACCUGUCGCCCGGCGAGGUCGCCGCGCCGUCCGCGGGCGGCGCGCGACGCAUGACGGAAUUGCAGUGCGUCGUCGGGCCGUUCUGGCCCUUCACGCUCCUCGUGACCUACCCGCUCAUCUUCUGCGUCUCCGGCGCCGUGGCCUUCGCCGUGCUGCCGGACCACGCCGUGGCGACGAGGGUCGCGUGGGCGUGCGGCGUGCUCGCGCUCGUCGUCGCUUUGUCGUGCACCGCGUGCCGGGACCCGGGCGUGCUCCGGCGCCACCCGGAGAAGCCCGGCGCGGCCUGGCGCUGGAACGACCAGGCGCGCACCUACCGGCCGCCGGAGUCCGUCUACGACGAGGACCUCGGCGUCGUCGUGACGGGCUUCGACCACGUCUGCCCCUGGACGGGCACGGGCAUCGGCGAGAAGAACCUGUGCGCCUUCCACUGCUUCGUGAGCCUCCUCUGCGUCUGCAUCAUCUUCGACGUCCUCCUCGUCAUGAAGGUCCUCCCCUAG